UGUUAUGUAACAAUUACAUUGUUGAGUGGGAAAUUAUAACUAACAUGUAUAUUACUGUUACUUUGUGUUUGCUGGGUUGAAAUGAUAAGUUUUGCUCGGUUUCUACCGUCAGUCUGUCAUUAUAUAUUCUGCUAUAAAAAUCUGUUGCAUUUCUGUUAGCUAGCUCCUGACAGCCUCUAUAGCAGAUACUACGUAAAAAUCUACUCUUUUCAGAUUUGGCUAUCUAGGAAUAAAUAAAAAAAAUCCAUAUACACUUUCCAAGCAAAUCAACAUCGCAUACGUACGCGCAGGCGUGUGUGUAUAUAUUAGUGUAUGUACAAUGCGACUGAGAGUAUACGUAUUGUACGUACGCCUGGCAAGUGCGCGCGCACGACAUCAGGAUGCCAUAAAUAUAAUCAGCGCGCAUGUAGAGUGAAGAAAUGGAAGUGGAUAGUCCUGAAUUAACUGCGAUAGAGUGAACAGAGAAAGCGCUCGAUCGUAGAAAUAUUUGAAAAAAAGAUUUAACAUGUAAAAAGAAAAAAAAAGAAAAAAUUCUCAUAAUUAAUGAAUAUGAGAUAUUAAGAUAUCAUAUUAAUAUUAGCAUAUUAAUAUUUCGUCGAGAACAUUGACACAAAUGAAAGUUUUAUUCUCAGGAAGUGCUCGCGCGUUAAAAUUUCGCUGGUCGACAUGCUGCUCCGAUUCUCGUGAUAGACGAUGCGUGGAACGCGUCAAGUCGUUUUUAUUAUUCUUUAAAUUGUGCGGGAUGUUCGCCAAUGAAAUUAACAAAGACCGUUUGAAACGUUGCUCCCGACUUUUCUAUGGUAUUUGCAUCUUCUGGAUAAGUGUCUACUUUCUGUACGUGUGCUUCCUGUUUUAUAAUUAUCUGACAGUAGAUUCUAUCACGACAAGGUUGACGGUGGACUUCUUGAAACACUUGAUAGGAUAUAUAAGUCUUAGCGUUAACGUCAUAGCCGCUUACACUUCGCAGAAUCAUUUUGGCAAGUUCUUCGACCGGCUGGACAGCUAUGAUUACGAGGUCGCACGAAUGAAUGAGCAAAGGAGAGACAAUUUAUGGAUACCUUGGAGCGCUGCGUUCUUCAUGACGAUUAUCGUUCUGCUGCUUCUCAACGUGAUGGUGAGCGAAACGUCAGUAGGCAUUCUCUUCUACGUCGUACUCUCAGACAUUUCUACAAUGAUCAUGCACAUAUAUGGCACCCUGGAAAAGUUUCUUAUAUUGUAUUUGAUGCUGGAACGCUUCAAACAUAUUAAUAACAAGAUCGCGUCAAACGUGACGUGGGACGAGAAGGAACGCGGAUCGCGAACCAUUACCGUCCCACGUUUGAAAAUGCUGUACUCGAUGCUUUACGACGCUCAGCAGGCUUUCAAUGAUAUCUACAAGAAUUCUCUAUUGAUAUGGUUCGCAUCCCUCAUGAUACACGUUCUCGCAAACAUACGCGUCUUCCGGGAGGAAAGGCCGUUGAUAGGUUGCGCAUUCGUUGGUCCCUCGAUUAUGCAAUUGCUAAUUCUGUGCGCGAUUUGUCACUACACAGCGGGAGAGGCAAACAGAAUUCCAUGUGUCUUGAGCGAGUACAUGAGUUCCCUCGCUAAUUCAGGAGAGACGAUGACUAAAAUUGAUAUCUUAACUUAUUUCCUGCAUAAUCGUGUGUCUUUCGAAGCGGCUGGAUUUUUUACAAUUAAUUUACCUUUGUUUCAUUCGAUUAUUGCGGCAAUAACCACUUAUUUUAUGAUAUUAAUAUAAUAUUAUUUCAUUAAAAUACUUGUUUUGCACACAAGUUUUCUUACACGUGUAAGAUUGUUUUGAUAAGUAAAAUUGGUAAAUAUACCGAUUAGGGGAGCCAACCCCGAUGACCUUGACCUUGACAUAUGUUGUCAAGGUCACCCUCCUGAGUGACCUUCAAGAGGUUUUAGCCGUCACUCGUUGUUCGUUAAAAAGUUAUUAACAAAAGAAGUUCAGUAGUUUUGUAUGGAUUUCCGACUUUUCACACGAAGUAAGGACUUGAAUUUGAUAUAUAUUACAAAGGUCACUCCCGAGAAUAGUUAAAGUUAUAGAAUAGUUAAAGAAACUAUUCUAUAUAUUAACGAUUCACUGCUUUAAAUGAUUUUUCCUCUUGAAGGUCACUCAGAAGGGUGACCUUGACAACAUAUGUCAAGGUCAAGGUCAUCGGGGCUGGCUCCCCUAAUCGGUAUAUUUACCGAAAAAUUAUUUGACAAAUCUGUAACUCAGUUACCGAUUAAUUGUUCACGCACAUUCCAUAUAAGCGUACGUUCGUGCGACGAAUUACAGCUCUCUAUCGACUUUUCGACGUUGAUGUGACGAUUGCGUGAACUGAUAUGGAACAGAAUCGUGAUACGUAGCUACGUAACUUUAGCUACGUAAAUGUUGCUGGCUUUUUUAUUAAUUGACAUGUCGUAAAUGGAUUUAUAAUGUCACGAUUCGACGAUCAUCAUUAGCGUGAUUAUAUCAAUGCUCUCUGACAAUACUGAUCUCCAUCUACUGUCGCGUUGAUUGCAUCGAGAGAGUCCGUUGUACGUUAGUCAUACGUUGUAUCUGCGUUACAGAAAUACAAUCUAACGUAACAUAAAA
Molecule: messenger RNA, 2584 nt
Organism: Ooceraea biroi (clonal raider ant)
Lineage: Eukaryota; Metazoa; Arthropoda; Insecta; Hymenoptera; Formicidae
Biological process (GO): sensory perception of taste
Cellular component (GO): neuronal cell body; dendrite; axon
Source: RefSeq, a predicted model, not a curated record